Messenger RNA from Vicia villosa (hairy vetch), 1140 nucleotides. RefSeq lists its product as uncharacterized. NCBI's taxonomy places the organism in Eukaryota, Viridiplantae, Streptophyta, Magnoliopsida, Fabales, Fabaceae. The transcript has a single exon. The record is from RefSeq and is a predicted model, not a curated record. Bases 1 to 1140 code for a protein of 379 amino acids.
AUGAGAGUAGAUGGUAAAUUGUUUGUUGAACACGAUGCAGCUAUACACAGUAGUAAACCUAGGUGUGUGAAUGAAAGUGUAGAGUUAGAGGUAAGUGAUGAAGAGAUCGUAGAAGGGAUGAAUGAUAGUGAGGAUGAGAGGGCCACAACUCUUGAUGAUGGCUUUGGAGUGGUUGAUGUUACUUUACCAGUUAGUGAGGGCCCUCUUGUAGCUGGUUUGUUGACUUAUCCUAGUAAGGGUAAAAGUGAGAGUGAAAAUAAAGGUGAGAAUGAUGAAUAUAUAAGUGAGGAUUUACUAACUUCUGACCCUGAUGCCUCAGAGGAUGAAAAAGAGCCUAGGUUUGACAAGUUUAAGAAGGAGGAGCUGAAUAAGGAUUACAAAUUUAAAUGGGGUAUGGAGUUCAAUACCCUAGAUGAUUUUAGAGAGGCCAUCCGUGAGUGGACGGUAUUAAAUGGGAGGGAAAUUACCUUUGUUAAAAAUGAGAGUUAUAGAGUGAGGGUUGAGUGCAAGGCCAAAUGUGGUUAUUUAAUGCUUUGCUCUAAAGUGGGCCAUAAGCACAGUUAUGCCAUAAAGACUAUAAAAGAUACCCACACAUGUGCUAGGGUUUUGGAUAACAAAAGUGCAAGUUCUAAGUGGGUGGCUAAGGCUGUGGUCAAAAAGAUGAGAACAUCUGACAAGGUAAGGAUUUGUGACAUAAUCCAAGACAUGAGGCAAAAUUAUUCUGUUGGUAUCACUGUUUGUAAGGCAUGGAAAGCAAAGCUGAUUGCCAAAAAAAUCAUUGAAGGAAAUGCAGACAAGGAGUAUGCAAAUCUGUGGAGGUAUGCAUCUGAGUUGCAUAGGGUCAAUCCUGGAAACACUGUGAAGAUAAACAUAGAGAGGCCUUUACCUACCAUCCAACCAAGGUUUGGAUCUUUUUACUUCUGUUUUGAUGGAUGUAAAAAAGGUUAUACAAAUGGUUGUAGACCCUUCAUUGGGGUAGAUGGAUGUCAUUUGAAAACAAAGUAUGGAGGUCAACUAUUGAUUGUUGUUGGAAGAGAUCCAAAUGAUCAAUACUUCCCUUUGGCCUUUGGAGUGGUGGAAACAGAAACCAAAGAGUCAUGGAGGUGGUUUAUACAACUGUUAAUGGAAGACAUUGGGUAG